AUCCCCGCGUAUACACUAUACACGACUCUGUCUCCGUUAAACGGGCUAGGAGGAGGGACUACGAGCACUACGUGCUUGGAGAACCGUUCAAAAUUGACCACGAAAAUAUUGUACACCUGGAAAUCAAUUUAGAUAGUCGUCUGAGGAGCAGUAGUUGCCUUUUUAAUCGGUUUCAUUUAUCGUUAUGUCCGCUUCUAAUUUUUUUGUCUGUUACAGUGUUGAUAAAUAUUGCUACAUCGCUAGCCAACAAGCCAAUAUCGAGCAAACCAUAGUCAACCACCAACAUCGCGAGUUGAAUGAAGACGCUUUGCAUGGGCUGUAGCCUAUCCCGUGUAGAUAAGACAGCUGUGUAGCUAACGUUACUGUAACUAGUUAUCUGACGUGCAGAKUAUUUGUUUGUUUUAUUGGCCUGAUAUUUAUCUCAUUGGUAUUUGGUGAAGAAGAGACGAGCAGAUAUCGAGGACGGUAUUGAUUGGAUAUCCAUGAGCUCYGAUUUCCAGCACUACAGUUUCAGGAUGCCUAAUAUCGGGUUUCAGAACCUUCCUCUCAACAUCUACAUUGUGGUGUUUGGGACCGCCAUCUUUGUCUUCAUCCUCAGCCUUCUCUUCUGYUGCUACUUGAUAAGGUUAAGGCACCAGGCGCACAAGGAGCUGUAUGCAUACAAACAAGUUAUACAGAAGGAAAAGGUCAAAGAGCUAAAUUUGCAUGAGAUAUGUGCGGUGUGCUUGGAGGAGUUCAAACAGAAAGACGAGCUGGGGAUUUGCCCGUGCAAACACGCCUUUCACAGGAAGUGCCUCAUUAAGUGGCUGGAGGUGAGGAAGGUGUGCCCGCUGUGCAACAUGCCCGUCCUGCAGCUUGCCCAGCAGGCGGGCAACACCAUCGACGUUACCGUCACCGUGCCCAUACAGCAGCCCCUGCCAGGCAUGGAAAACCUGGUGUAGCGCAGACUGCAGUGAGCACACACACACCUGUACACAUAUACCUCGAUCACACCGGCAGCGUCAUUGCAUUUUUGGUACACCAGAAGUACAUUCAUUUCCAAUGGAACGCUGUGUUUGCCUCGCAUCAUCGGACGUAUGCAUCAAAUUCUUUGCGUAGACAGCUUGACGGAAAUGGUAGAAGAAGGUGAAUGUUGAACUUUUGUUSCACACAUAUCCAGAUGAUGCCGCGUACCAUUUUGCGCCAUGCCGCUGCAGGUGUGAUCGAGGCGUUUAUAUGUGAUUAAAAAGACAGGGCAGACAAUGGAGAAACACAACAGUUUUCCGAUGCGGACAGAGACUCACGGUGACGAGGAAGUGAAUCUGCUGCGUCUCCUCUCAUCUCUCUGCCUCGGUGGAUUCCCAUAAGGGUUUUUUAUAAUAACGGUUCUUUACUGACCAUCUUUUUUUUUGGACACAGCCGUGGUCACUAUUCUGACCGUUUCACAACCAAAGCACUUUUCUGGGGACACCAGCGCGUGACGAGCAAGAGGCACGAAAACCAACAACUACAACACGUUGAAAUGAAAAUGGCGUCAUCGUUUAGUUUUCUUUUUAACAACUAAACCUUAGUAUUUUUUUGUUUUUCUACAAGCACUUUAAAAAUUGAACGCUUGUGAGGAGGUWGUAGUAGCAACAAGGUUAUAUUUUAUAUUUUAUUAUUUCGAUGAACUUUUUUUGUGUGUAGAUACAGAGCCACGCGAGUAAAUUUUUUAGUUGAGUGGAUACUUUUUUUGGGGGGGGGAGCAUAAUAUCUUAAAGGGACAGUAGCCUCCAAAUGAAAUAACAUCACGAUACUCGUGGGAAGCUCAAGGAACCGCAGAAUCUGUGGCCUGAUCCACCCUCUCUCUCACACAUACAAAAGUGGGAGGGAGGAUCACCCCAACCUCAGUACUUGGUGUCUAAACAACUUAAUGUGAAUUAAGAGAGGAUGGGUGUGAAUGUGGAGUUGUGACCCGAAUGUGAUUCAGCGGUGUGCAUCGGACUCUGCGUCCCCCCUUGCAUAUGAAGGUUGUACAGUUUGUUACUCACUGCACACCUCAGUGUCAACGUUCCCAAAUGGCACACACAGACCCGACACAAACUGUGGAGGGGUCCUGGCCUCUGUCACUUCCUGUGGACUGGCGAUCAGGAAGUAAGAGAAACCCAACACCCAGAGCCCAUGGCACCCCUAGAGCCAACAUCCAAUCCGAUGCCUCCGUUACUGUUACAUAAGAGAAGACUGAGCCCCUCCCGAGCCCACAGUGCUCCCAAAGCAUUACUCAUUCAGCUUGUGGCAACGGAGCGCUAUGAAAACGCAUAGCUGGAAGAUUCCUCUUUUGGUUUUAUUACAGUUAAAAAUACAUCCCUCUCUUGCAGUCCUCAGGUUUGAGUUUGAAUGAGGUUUAGCCUGAUUGAAGUCUAAAACAGCUAGCCCAAUCUACACACUACAUAGUAAACAAGAGUACUUCAUAUAAUGCCAAGAUGAUUAUAUUCCAUAUUGUCUCCAAUGUGAUCAUGUCUAGAAUCAUAUAUUCUAUACGCUAAUCUUUACGAAACCUAGAACAAACACUGGUCCACUGAGGCAGUGGUUCUUAAACUUUUCCAGCUCGAGAACCAAAUGUAGAAAUUGACCGUCCUCCCCUGACCCAAAAGGUCCUCCAACAACCCAAAUGAAGAAUAAAUAGUGCGUGAUUAUAGAUGUUUUCCCACAACCCACCUCUGACCUGCCCAGGGCCCCAACCCAUACAGUCGUUUAAGAAACCCGGAACUAAGGCAUUGUUGCAUUUUGACUGCUAUACAUAAAUGUAUAAAACCAGACAAAUUUGCUCAAUUCAUUUCAUUUCCAUUUUGUUUUUAUCCAAACAAUGAUGGUAGUGAACGCUACAGGGUGACACAGCACUGCCUUGGCGCGUGAAAGGCUUGGUGAAAUCGAUCAAGUUGUGACGCUACGCAAACUAAGCAACAAACCUUGUCUCUUGUUUGCGAGCCGUUACUGAUGUAGCAUUACAUAUGGCAGAAAAACGCAUGGUCUUUUACUCAGCACUGAACGAGCAGGACCACCYGCGCUUUCACUUCCUUCUCAAUUCAGUCAACGACUCAAAGCUGCUUCUGGGAUUAGUAGCUAUUUAGCUUUAGCUUAGCGUUGAGCUAAUUAGGCUAUGGGGGAUAUAGGCUAAUUAUCUAGUUCAAAUUCUGGCAGCACUCAGCAUAUCGGUCAACACACAUACGUACGUUCCCAGUAGAUGUCAUUGAGCUGGUAUAGGCCCUGGUUAGCAGUCGGAGAGAACAGCAGGCUCAUUCUAGCGCUUUCCCCAAUCGCUCUCUCCACACUGGUGUUUUGUUCCCCUAAUAUAUAUAUAUAUAUGCACACACUAACCCCUCUACCCUCGUGCUUUGUGGCAUCACUGAAGUAAAAGUGCUGUGUGAUAGUUUGGAACAGAGUCCCAUAGGUCAGGGGUCAGCUUGUGGCAAAGGUCACAGACUAGAUCUAGGUGAUUGGUCAUAAUAAUGGCGUUAAACGCAACUUUAUUUAUAAGAAAGCCUGGGCUGUUCUAACAGGGUCGAUUCGGUUCUUCCCUCUUAAGUGUUUGUACCUUUUCAGGAACCUGGCUGUUUCAGUGCUGAGCAUCAGGCCCAGCUCUAGAACCACUGCGCUUGUGUCUCCUAAAAAUAGAAUGGUAUUCUUAGAAUUCUAGGUGUUAAGAACACCAAGUCGUUAACGAAAUGUACUGUGUCCACUGGCUUUACCUUCGUACAACAACAGAGGGGAAUGUUAGCCUACUGUAGCUAGUAGGUGAAAAGAAUAGUGGGACAUUAUUUCUUGCCAAUAUCAGAAACAAUGUCUCCUUCCCGCCCCCGCCCAAUAAUAUCUAUUGUAUUUGAGGGAGAAGGAUGACAAUUGUGACUAUGGUAAUUUUUUUUUUAACUUUAAACUUUAUUUACAAUGUGUGUUCAUUUUGGCUAUUUGUUUGAUGAGACACCAGUCUGUGGUUGAAUGUGGAAUGAAAAAAAMCAUAACCUUUUUAUUGAAGGCGCCCGGCGUUGCUUGUAUGUGCGGGUCGCUUCGGUACCCGUUUGCCUCUUCUUGGUUCUUCUUUGUGGCUACACACAAAAAUGAGCUACACAGGAACCAAUGGAGGUGUCACCCUUUCUGUAUAUAACUCACCUCUUUGUACAAAGAGACUUCAACUCUGAUAUUAAUCUCAGAACUCCAAAGUUUGACUGGUCCGAAGUUUAUUUUUUGACAACUAGCCCCACCACUUUCUUAUUCCCUUAAGACUCCUAUAUUGUAACAGAUAGCCAACAAGAACACAGCAAGUCUUGACGCUUCAUCCUCUGCUAUGUGUGGUUGUCUCUGAAUUGACGGUUUAGAGGGAGUUUUAACGAUAGGACUGGGUGGGGAGGAGACCGAUAAUGUGAAAGCAUCCGAUGAAAUGGCGGCUUGCACAUGCAACCGAUUUCACCAUUUUGUAAUUGUACAUAGAGAGUAGUAGUGUUGGUAGGAAGACAUACUGCAUAAACACUUUUUACUGUGAGGGGGUGUGCAUUGUGCACCUGUUAGGUUUUAAUUCUGAGUWAAAAAAACUGACAUUAUGAAAGCUUAACCAAGUUUAUUCUUCCCAGAGGAUCAAUACAGCUGUGUUCAGACAAAUACAUGCUUCCACCAACACAAGUAUAUAUACUCGAAUUUAGGCWCUCCUUCUCUCCAAUCCUUACAUCUUUUAUGGUUCGACAGGAAGACGAAGUGAUAGGGUAAUAAACCAUAAUUUCUCCCUUAAGAGGAUCUGACCUGACCUCAACCCCCUUGAUGUCUAAAUCCAAAGAUCUUCACCUGUGACUUCCUCCCAUCCACCCAGCACAUUCCAAAGCCACCUGGCUCCUUCACUUCUGAUGUAAAACCCAGUCUCUAGGAUAGCAAUGUUCCAAGUUUAACCCAGAAUCCAACACAACGAACAGUUGAGGAUAAUUCUUCCAUCGAAAACACUGCAUCUGAGCACUUAUAACUGCCAUUUGCCCAUCUGAGAAUUGCAACAAUUCCAGACAUUUUGUAAUGCUUUCUUUCAAAUGAGAGUUGAAGGUCAGAAGAGAUCUAUUAUACCCCAUAAUUUCUUCCUGUGUAACUCCCUAAUCCUUCCCCCACGCUUCUCGGACCAGACUACAUGGUUCUAGGUUCUCUCCGAGUCCUGGAAAGCAUGUAGCCACGGUCAAGUGCCAUAACAGCAGGCAGUUAGAGGCCCUUCUGCGAGUGGAAGGAAUCAUGUGUAUAUUCAUAGUGAAUAAUCACCUAUCGUCUACUAAGGUACCAGGCCAAAUCUAUUUGAAAAACAUUGCGAGUUUGGACGGUUGAUGAAUUUAGUGAUGACUCGCCCCACCGUAACCUCCACUGAUGUCAGCACUGUUCCAGAGAACGCCAGGCUAUUGGGCUGUAAAUAUUGAAGGACUAUGAUGUACUUGCUUCAAUAUCAUGAAUUACUGAGAGGAGAGUGAGGCUCUUUGUCACGACAGCAACCAAAAUGYGUAAUAACGGGCCCCUUAUCGCGUAUCCUUUCUAUAAGGUGCUUUUAUCUCAAAGUAUACCCAGAGACGGAGAAAGUGGGACAUCCCACUCCUUAAUUUGUGUUUCAAUGGAAGCCAAUGAACUAAGUAGACCAGACCAAGCUGCGAUCACAUUGGUGUCUAUAGUAGAGCCACUCCCUUAAGUAGAACUUUUUUUAAUGGUAAACGGCCUGAGUGAACCAUUUAAAAAAACAAAAAAA
Salvelinus sp. IW2-2015 is the source of this 5716-nucleotide messenger RNA. The record is from RefSeq and is a predicted model, not a curated record. NCBI's taxonomy places the organism in Eukaryota, Metazoa, Chordata, Actinopteri, Salmoniformes, Salmonidae.